GUUGAUGUUAUGAAACUCCACGUGCAGUUUGGUGGGAAAACACACACGAAACACAUCAACGGCAUUUCUUGCAUGCUGCUUGACAUCCUUUUACGGUAUUGAAGUUGAAGUUUUGAAGCAAUGGCUGAAAGUAAAGACCGUAAAUCACUGAAACGAAGAUUGACUCAGGGAAUGAACCAGCUGACACUGGGAGAGCAUCAUCUAAAUUAACAAAGACAAGCCCAACAAAACAAACUGGCAGGGAUUUUAAAGAGCAGAUAACAGGUCUCCGAAAUGCAUUAUGCAGCUCUGUGGCUGACUUCAAGUUCCACAAGAAGAGAGUGCGUGUACUAUCUGUGGCCCAAGACUUCCCAGAUUCCUGUAAUGGUGUUUUGUACUGGAUGUCCAGGGACCAGCGGGUACAAGAUAACUGGGCCAUGUUGUAUGCUCAACGUUUGGCUCUAAAACUGAAAGUUCCCCUGGUUGUGUGUUUCUGUCUGGUACCGAAGUUUCUCGAGGCCACCAUCCGUCAUUACGGCUUCAUGUUGAAAGGACUUCAGGAAGUGGAACAGGAAUGUCGUUCCUUGAACAUCAACUUUCACUUACUGCAGGGUUAUGCAAAGGAUGUUUUACCCGGAUUUGUGGAAGACAAUGACUUUGGAGGUGUGGUGACUGACUUCUCUCCCUUAAGGGUGCCUGUAGGGUGGGUCAAUGAUGUCAAAGAAAGACUUCCUAAGAAGGUGCCGUUUUGCCAGGUAGAUGCUCACAACAUAGUUCCUUGCUGGGAAGCUUCACCUAAGCUGGAAUAUGGUGCCAGAACCAUUAGAAACAAGAUCCACAACCAACUGUCUGGGUUCCUCACAGAAUUCCCACCUGUGUGUGAACACCCACACAAAUCAAAGAUUAGUCCUCAGAGUGUUGACUGGGAGAGUGUGCGGGGUUCCCUGGAGGUAGACCAAUCAGUACCAGAGGUCUCCUGGGCCACACCAGGAGCCAAUGGAGGCUUAGCCAUGCUCGAGUCUUUCUGCAAUGACCGUCUCCGCUAUUUCUCCUCUGACAGGAACAACCCAAAUAAAAAUGCUCUCAGCAAUCUGUCACCAUGGAUACACUUUGGACAAAUCUCUGUUCAGCGAUGUAUUCUGACAGUACGCAAAUAUCGCAGUAAGUCGAGUGAAGGAGUCAAUGCCUUCAUUGAGGAAGCUGUCAUCAGACGGGAGUUAUCUGAUAAUUUCUGCUAUUACAAUAAAAACUAUGAUUCUGUUGAAGGUGCCUAUGACUGGGCAAAGCAGACAUUGAAGAUCCAUGCCUCAGACAAAAGAGAAUUUCUCUAUACCAGGGAUCAACUGGCUGCGGGCAAAACACACGAUGAUCUGUGGAAUGCAGCUCAGAUACAGAUGGUGAAAGAGGGAAAAAUGCAUGGCUUCCUGAGGAUGUACUGGGCCAAGAAAAUAUUGGAAUGGACAGAAAGUCCAGAGGUUGCCUUGGAAACCGCCAUCUAUCUUAACGAUAGAUUCUCAUUGGAUGGCCGGGAUCCAAAUGGCUAUGUUGGUUGUAUGUGGUCAAUCUGCGGCAUUCACGACCAGGGAUGGAAAGAGAGGGAGAUAUUUGGCAAAAUACGUUACAUGAAUUAUGCCGGGUGCAAGAGAAAGUUUGACGUACCAGCAUUUGUCAUCAAAAACAUGGCCAAGAAAAAGUAGCGUCAUUUGUUCCAACAUGAAGCAUUACAACAUUCUGCUUAGAAUGGAUGUCAAUAUGUAUACAUUUAUUACAAUGCCAAUGCCGAAAUACAAUCACUGAAUUAUCAAGGACAUAAAUGAUGCCAUGGGCCAUGGCCAAAAAAUUUGUUACAUUACCUACAUUCAAUCACUGAAUUGGUGCUCCACAAAGUUAUCAUCCAGACUCACCUCUAACAGGGCUUUUUGACUCCUAUCCUGGAAUGCUUAAAGGUGGCGAGUCAGAAGAGAUUUGCCAAAUCACUGCCCGUCUUUGGAUGGCUUCAGCAUGGCCAGCUGUAUGAUUUCUCUGCCGUCUUUGAGAGUCGGUCAACAGCUGCUUUCCUAUCUCUAGCCUUGAUCCCUUCUGAGGAGAAUAUACCAGCACCCUAUCUCCACAAGGAAGGCCCAAUCCUGCAUUCCUCUGUCAGUCUCUCAUACUUUGAAAUCUUCCUGUGAUCCUCCUCCGUGGGCACGGUCACCAUGACCAUUUUCUUUCCCUGCUGUGACCAGAUGAGAAUAUCGGGGGUGUAGAUUUUGAUGAUGUAUUGAAAACCCAGUUAUCUGUCCAACUCUGACCUGAUUUCCCAGUCCUGUGCUCCAUCAGGGAUUUCAAUCUGGUAAGAUGUAGCCCCCUCUCUGGAUGUACAAUGUUGUCACAUAGGUGAUUUCUUUUCUUCAUUCUUCCUUUAGCAAUGUGUCAGCAGACUCCCUCAUGCCUUUGUCAUAUCUCCAUCUGUAUCAUCCCUGAGUGAGAGUGAUAUUACCACUUCUGUCAAUAGCCAUCUGAUGAGGUUUGUUGGUGAUGGCAACAGGCCAUACCAUGAACUCAAAAGGAACUGUAUUCAAAAGGUCCUUGUUACCAGAUGUCAAACCACGUUUGUCGUCUAUCGUGGUAUACCUGCUAUUUCCACCAUUUUUGUUUCCUGAUUUUUCCUCAAUUUUCUAAUGUCACCUUUGACCAUGUUCCUCUUCCCAGCUUUGUAAAUUGUCUCUCAUCAUUGUACCUCUGCCAUCCCCAAAUCCGUCACCAUAUAAUGAUAUGCAUGCAAUAAUUAGAGGACUAGGUAUGGUAGCACUUAAGUAUGACUCCUAAUUCACCUGGACUAAAAUGGACUUUGAAUGGUGCCUUAUCUUGUCACCAAUAUCCUUCAAAUGUAUCUAGUGUAGAUAAGGCGGUAUAUAAUUCAACUGGUCAGAUCUGAAUGGAAAUGGUGUGUGGUCAAAACAUUUUUGCACAUCUGUGACCAGGUAGCUUAACAUAUUUCGCUAAUUUUGUAUGCUUUAUUGGCAAUUUGUCUGAAUACGGGAACAUUUUGAAGACUUUUCAGUCUCCUCCGGCUCUACAAUGGACGCCCAGGAGAAAAGUUCAAAGACAUUUUACAGUCUCAUUCAGCUGUACAAUGGACUUUUUUGAGAACAUUUCUAAAAUGUUUUAUAGACUCCACCUGCUCUACAAUGAACGUCCUGGUAAACAUUCCAAAGACAUUUGUCUCUUCCAGCUCUACAAUGGACGUCAACGAGGUUUCAAAGACAUUUUACAGUUUACUCCAGCUCUACAAAGGACGUCAAGGAGAAGGUUUCAAAGACAUGUUACAGUCUUCUCCAGCUCUACAAAGGACGUCAAGGAGAAGGUUUCAAAGACAUUUUACAGUUUCCUCCAGCUCUACAAUGGACGUCAAGGAGAAGGUUUCAAAGACAUUUUACAGUUUCCUUCAGCUCUACAAUGGACGUCAAGGAGACGGUUUCAAAGACAUUUUACAGUCUUCCAGCUCUACAAUGGACGUCAAGGAGAAGGUUUCAAAGACAUUUUACAGUCUUCCAGCUCUACAAAGGACGUCAAGGAGAAGGUAUCAAAGACAUUUUACAGUCUUCUCCAGCUCUACAAUGGACGUCAAGGAGAAGGUUUCAAAGACAUGUUACAGUCUUCUCCAGCUCUACAAUGGACGUCAAGGAGAAGGUUUCAAAGACAUUUUACUGUUUCCUCCAGCUCUACAAUGGACGUCAAGGAGAAGGUUUCGAAGACAUUUUACAGUCUUCCAGCUCUACAAAGGACGUCAAGGAGAAGGUUUCAAAGACAUUUUAUAGUUUCCUCCAGCUCUACAAUGGACGUCAAGGAGAAAGUUUCAAAGGCAUUUUACAGUUUCCUCCAGCUCUACAAUGGACGUCAACGAGAAGGUUUCAAAGACAUUUUACAGUCUUUUCCAGCUCUACAAUGGACGUCAAGGAGAAGGUUUCAAAGACAUUUUACAGUCUCCUCCAGCUUUACAAUGGACGUCAAGGAGAAGGUUUCAAAGACAUUUUACAGUUUCCUCCAGCUCUACAAUGGACGUCAAGGAGAAGGUUUCAAAGACAUUUUACAGUUUCCUCCAGCUCUACAGUGAAUGUUCAUUCAUAGUACUUAGUAAUACAUUCUUCCGUUUAACUAUUGAACUAUAUUGGAAAUUUGAAUCUCAAGUAAUGUGCAUUUACAAACUUUAUGAGAUGGAUAUAUAUAUACAUAUUUCAGGCCAUCAACUACCUCAAUGACAAAUGUGUUAUGUCACAAUUUAUUUCUAAUGGUGCUGAUUUGAACUGUUUAUCGAAUGUUGAAUGUAAGAGAUGAUAUUUGUGGUGGUAUGCAAUAUAUGUUAAAAGUGAGUUCAUAUAGUCCGUUAUACUUAGUAUUAUAUUUUGAUAGAAAAUAAAUUGUGUAUGCAAACCAGUGCAUUAUUGAGUGAUUUGGAAUGUUGCUUAAAUGUGAGAAGAUCGAGAUUUGUUUUUUAAGAAUUCUGGAAAAUUUUGCACUUGACUGGUUGAUAUGCCAUAAUGUUUUGGAUUUGUUUUCGUAAAUCUAGAUGUUCUUCAAACGUACUCCGGGUAUGUGUGGUGGUAUAAACAGGAAGGUGAUCGAGUAGAUAGUCGUAGUGACUUGCAAUCACUAUAGAAAUUAUCCAUGAAUAUUUCAUAUAGUGUGUUUAUAGUAGCAAUAGCAGAAUAAAAUAUCAUGACUGAUGGA
This is a messenger RNA of Pecten maximus, 4689 nucleotides long. Its product is annotated as deoxyribodipyrimidine photo-lyase-like. Gene Ontology annotation, molecular function: deoxyribodipyrimidine photo-lyase activity. The record is from RefSeq and is a predicted model, not a curated record. Gene Ontology annotation, biological process: photoreactive repair. Lineage: Eukaryota; Metazoa; Mollusca; Bivalvia; Pectinida; Pectinidae. The coding region runs from base 381 to 1676 and encodes 431 amino acids. The transcript has 10 exons.